UGUUCUCGCUUUUGUCCUUAAUUCAAAACCCCAAACUGACAACUCUCUCUCUCUCUCUCUCUGUUGGAAGGGCCACGCUGGAAUCUGUCGUCAUGAUCGCCGGAAAUUCACUUUCUUCCGGCGCCUUGAGCUCUGCAACACGACGGAUUUUUUUGCAGCUGGAGGGAACUAUAUGGGGCUGUUUUAUUAGUUAAUUUUGGGAAUUUGCUCGUGAAUGAGAAAGUAGAGAGAGAUUAAGUUGGAGACAAUUUUGUAUAUACAUCUUUUGACAUACAUACCUAUAUACGUAUGUAUGUAAAGCUACCUUCCUAUGGAGAGGAGUGCACUCGUCUGUUGAUCAUAUGGCACAUACAUAUGCUGGUGAAACCCUUUGAAUUCUUUUAAAACAAGGGGCCCUCCGUUCUGGACCUGGCUGGCAAGUGAUGAUGCUGGGUGUUCUCGAUGUCUUGUUUUCUUGAUUUCUGUUGUACAAAAGUCACACAAUGCCUUUUGAAACAAUGGGACAGAGGAGAUUGUCCACGUCGUCUUGCUUCCUUGAAGAAACUUCCUUUCCUUCCGAGAAAAAGUUUGGAUUUUGGAAGCCAAAAGGUACCCACUACUGCCAAGUGGGCUUAUCCAAGAAUAGUGUUCUAGUGCACAAAUCUGCUGAUGCUGUAGCAUCUUGCAUUCAGCAAGUGGAACUUCUUGGGUCCACAGAAGAAAUUGAUUCAAAAAUCAUAGGAAAUCUUCUUCCAGAUGAGGAUGAUCUCUUUUCUGGAGUUAUUAAUGAAUUGGACCAUAUUGCUGAUGCCAACAGAGGAAAUGAUGCUGAAGACGUUGAUCUUUUUAGCAGUGUUGGAGGCAUGGAGCUAGAAGUAGAUAAUGGGUCUUGUGCUGUUCAAAAAAAUUCCAAGUCAGGUGGGGGAAUUCUUAGUUGUUGGAGCAGUUCUGAUGGAUUUUAUGCAAGUAAAGAUUCUUUGGGUCAACACCCUUCCAGAACACUUUCUGUGAGGAACAUCAAUUGCAAUGUUGAAGAUUUUGAAUUAAGGGCUCUUUUUGAGAAAUAUGGGGAUGUCCAAACUCUCUGUACUGCAUGUAAGCAUCGCGGGAUUGCCCUGAUUUCUUAUUUUGAUAUAAGGGCUGCUAGGAAUGCAAUGAGAAAUCUUAAUAAUAAAAUGUUGGGGCAUUGGAGACUUGAUAUUCACUACUCAAUUCCAAAGGAUAAUCCUUCAUGGAAAGAUUUUAACCAUGGAACCAUUUUUGUGUUUAAUAUCAACUCUUCUAUUGCGACUGAUGCCCUUCACCAAAUUUUUGGCGUUUAUGGAGAAAUCAAGGAAAUCCGUGAAGCUCUCUGCAAAUGUCAUCACAAGUUUAUAGAGUUCUAUGAUGUUAGAGCUGCAGAAGCUGCUUGUCAGGCAUUGGACAAGUGUAAUAUUGCCGGGAAGCAGAUCAAGCUUGAACUAAACUGUCCUGAAGAUGCUAGACACUGUUCAAAUAAGUGCUCUGAGUUGGAGCAAGAUGAAUCUGGUCAGUCCAGAAGCUCUAAUGACUUGUCAUUAUCAGAGACCAUGUGUAGGGUUCUUCCUGCUACCUUUCCACUUGGAGAUACUACAGUCAGUUGCUUCAGUAAUGGCUCUGUCCAGAGAUUACAAUCUGCAAGUGCAUUAUCUGAAAAGGCACUCAGUCAUGGGAGUUGUGUUCUGGAUACCUUUCGGUAUCCACCGAGAAUGGCAUCUGCCAGUGAUCAGUUUGGCCCUCAUAAACCUAGCCAAUCUCUGGGUCAAGUAGAAUUUGGCAACAAAUGUUUUGAGAGCUGCCAUCCUUAUUCCUUCCUUGAUUGUCAGAAUAUUUCUAAUCCCUGCGAGUCUCCAAAUACUGUUGCCAACAUGGUUGGCAGAAUUGGUGCAAGAUUAUUAGAUAAGAAGAUUGGUGGACACACCAGUACUAGGAGUUUGAAUUGGCAACCGAUGGAACUUGAAGAGUGGGUUGCUGGACCUUUUAGCAAUGCCACCCAUCCUGUUAAUGGACAUCAUUGGAGCAACUCCACUUUGUGCCAUCAUCAUCCCUCGAGUCCCAUGGUUUGGCCAGAUUUUCCCUUGUUUUCCAAUGGUGUUAAUGCUCCUUGCUCAAAACAACUGCUUGGACCUUUUGGAACUUCACCUGAUGUGCUGAACACAGUUUCACCUCCACGCCACCUUCAUGUUGGAUCUGCUCCAUGCAUUAGGCCCCCAUUUUGGAAUACACAACAUUCCUAUACAAGGGAAUCUCCUGAAGAUUUGGCUGUUUGCUUGGAUUCUCUUAGAAGUGAGGAUUUCGCUGGUAGUUUCCCAUUGCAACUGCUGGGGAGACCUUCCCAUAUCUUUUCUAAUACUCUAAGAAAUUGCAUGGAGAAGUCUUCAAAUGAUGCAUUGCAUUCUCCUCAUCAGAUGUCUCACAUUUCCUGUGGUCGAACAAUGGUUUCAUCAUUUCCAACCACACUUGCUUCUCCUUCUAAUUGUGGAAGAACCUUCUCACACCGAAGAAAUCAGCACAGUGCUAAUCAGCAAACUGACAAGAAGCAGUUUGAACUUGACAUCCAUCGCAUAUUGCGUGGAGAAGACAGCCGAACAACACUGAUGAUAAAGAAUAUCCCCAACAAGUAUACUUCUAAAAUGCUUCUGGCUACCAUUGAUGAACACUGUAGAGGAAGUUAUGAUUUUAUUUAUUUGCCAAUUGAUUUUAAGAACAAAUGCAAUGUUGGUUACGCAUUCAUCAACUUGAUUGAUCACCUCCAAAUUAUUCCUUUCCAUAAGGCAUUUAGUGGCAAAAAAUGGGAGAAGUUCAACAGUGAAAAGGUGACUGCUCUUGCAUAUGCUCGAAUUCAAGGGAAAGCUGCUCUGAUUGCUCAUUUCCAGAACUCCAGCUUGAUGAAUGAGGAUAAACGUUGCCGCCCUAUUCUUUUCAGCACUGGAGGUCCAAAUGCCGGUCAACAGGAGCCAUUCCCCAUUCCCACCAAUAUCCGAUCAAAGGCAAGCAAAGCUCAAAAUGAUUUCAACGAGAAUCGUCAGCAGGGCAGCCUGUCCACUUCUGUAAAUGGAGAGAACUCUCCUAACAGCUUGAACUCUUGUGGUUCCUCGGCGGACUCAGAUUGAGAUGAAGUUUCUUUUUUUUUUUUAAAAUUCCAAAUCCAACUAACUGCUGGGGAGGCAUUGCAUGGUAGGCACUAGACAAACAUGCCUCUUUUAUCAAUUUUGAAACGAGAACAUGACCAAAUUGGCUUACAAUAUUCAUGGUUCUGUAGAAGUUUUCGCUUCACAACUAAAUUAGGGACAACUUUGAUAGGCUUAAAGUUUUGGAUGUUUGCAAUCAUGUAAUGUACUGCAUAUGUAGAUUAAUUCUGUUCUCAUUGUUUCAUUUCAAUGUUAAUCUAUAAACUGUAAUCUCUCUUGCCAUUUUGUGAAUGCAGCAGAGCAAUCUCUGUUGUUUUCCAGGCUGUGCGGGGUAGAGUUUUUGGCUUU
Molecule: messenger RNA, 3476 nt
Organism: Diospyros lotus (date-plum)
Lineage: Eukaryota; Viridiplantae; Streptophyta; Magnoliopsida; Ericales; Ebenaceae
Product: protein MEI2-like 4
Exons: 14
Coding region: 483-3110 (875 amino acids)
Molecular function (GO): RNA binding
Source: RefSeq, a predicted model, not a curated record